CUUGUUACUUAGCGUAACAAACCCCCUGCAGUACACGACUUCAAACAAUCAUCCCCUUAAGCACGACCUCGAACCACAAACCAGUGCUUCAGAAAGCAUGCGUCUGCCGGAGACGAAUCCUAUCCCACGAACAGAGGAGCGCUUCCAGCUUCAGACAACCCCGUCAUAGGAAGGUUUGGAUGAGAGGAACGGCGGCCGUUGCGACACGAGGCGGUGGAAAGCUCAACCAAUAUGCCGGGGAGCGGACAACCAGUGAACAAAGAAGUGGCUCUUAGCAAUGGCCAUGUUGUGCCCAGUACAACUGUGGCAGAACUCGACGACUUCGGCCUACCGGUGGUCAAGCAUAAGGUCGCAAUGCCAGUAGAACCGGAGACUAAGGACGAUGUCGAGGAGAGACCAUCUAGGCCCGGAGUAAAUGGGUAUGUGAAGGGGGAAGUUUCCAAAAUCGAAAAAAUUGAGGAAUCGAUCGGUGGUGCGAAACCCAAGAUUGAGAGUUUAGAUGAGGAAUCUAGUGGGGAUGAGGAAUUCAAGGACGCCCGCUCAACGCCAUUGCCUCCUGGAACACCGAUACCUACGUCUCAAGACCGGGAGGGUAAAAGCCCAGAGGCAAUGAGAGCUGCUACUACAGAGCCACAGAAAGUUGCGGAUACUGUCAAAGAGGAACCCAAGACGAUUGAUGCAACUGUGGAAGAGUCUGCCAAAGCCGCAGAGACGAGUCGGCCCCCGGAGCCAGCGAUGUCAGUAGAAAAGGAACCGGAUAGUGACAAGAGAAAGGACGGAGAGAAAGGCGUGGACGCAGAGCCAAAGGAUGCCACACAUGUUCGAGGGCAAAGUUCGCAGAAUGGCGGCAUAUCGGAAUGGUCACAUCAGCAUACGACACAAUUAGAUGCUAAGACAACAGUAGUGGAAGAGGAUGAGUGGCAGACAAUGCCAGCCUUUGCGCCAUACGACAUGUACGAUGAUGACAAUAGGCUCAUUGCGAAAGAGCAUAACUCAGAUGUCGACGAAGAUGUGUAUGAAGGUCUGGGAGGUGCUGGCAAGGGGUAUACACGAGUUCAACUAGACGAAGAUGCUCAAUCAGCAACGAGUCUGGACGAGAAUACUCAAUACCUAUUCAAAGAUUUUAAUGGAGGAACCGGCGCUGGCGAGCUAGAAGACGAAGAGCAACGGGAUGCCACGUCGCAGAUGCAAGCUACGAAAGAUCUCUUAACUGAGGGACAAAGGAUUGCCUAUGUUGGAAUGACACGAUUAAUCCUGUCAAAUAUGGUAACUGCGGCCGAAUCAAUAAACCAUACCCGGGGAAGCAAAAAGGAGAUCCAAUUAUCAGCGGAGGCAAUGCAGAUGUGGAGCCAAAAGAUGAUGGUCCGACUCUAUGCACAUAUGGACAUCAGCACAGCGGAACAGAUCAUGAUUGAGCAAUUGGCCCAACACGGCGUUGUCCCUAAAGACUUGACCCCCACACUCAUGCAAAACGCCCGAGUUAAGAAUCCUAUGGCGGAGAAAGAGCCCCCUGCCCCUGGCAAUUCGUCGCCCAGACCCGAGUCAAUGACUUCAACAGAUAAGAGUUCGCGGUUGUCACUAUCAUCUAGACCCUCAAUAUCCUCCUCCAGACUGGAGGAAGAGCCCGCACAAGCCCCUCCUCCAUAUGAAGAGCAUGAUGGCGAUGAUCUGCCAGAAGUCCGUACUCCGUCACAACUCCCAACCACAGCAAACCUUGACAUUGACCUUCGCUGGACUGUUCUUUGCGAUCUGUUCUUGACCCUGAUCGCUGAUUCGGUAUAUGACUCCAGAUCUCGGGUCCUACUGGAGAAAGUGGGAGAUAAUAUGGAUGUAUCAUGGCUUGAGAUUUGUCGUUUCGAAAAGCGAGUGACAGAUGCACUAGAAAUGCAGCAAGCUGCUGAAAAAGAAAAUUGGAACGAAGAUGAGCAUAAAGAAAGCCGAAGAAAGCUGGCUUUGAAGAAGCGCUACAUGAUGAUGGGUCUCGCUACUGUUGGAGGUGGUUUGGUCAUUGGUCUCUCUGCCGGCUUACUAGCACCUGUCAUUGGGGCUGGAUUGGCAGCAGGAUUUACCACUAUCGGUGUUGCCGGUACAGGUGGUUUCCUUGCAGGAGCCGGAGGCGCUGCCAUCAUUACAUCCAGUGCUGCGGCCUCUGGUGGUAUCAUCGCCGUCCGAGCUGCGAAUCGAAGAACAGGAGCCGUUAAAACGUUCGAGUACCGACCAUUGCACAACAAUAAGCGAGUGAAUCUGAUCGUUACUGUUUCGGGAUGGAUGACGGGAAAGGUAGAUGAUGUACGAUUGCCUUAUAGCACUGUUGAUCCCAUCAUGGGCGACAUAUAUUCAGUGCUGUGGGAGCCUGAAAUGCUGCAAAGUAUGGGAGACACCAUCAAUAUCUUGGCUACAGAGGCUUUGACCCAAGGUCUCCAACAAGUGCUCGGAAGCACCAUUUUGACUGGUCUUAUGGCCGCCUUGACACUACCUGUUGUCUUGACAAAACUUGCUUAUCUCAUCGAUAACCCUUGGACUGUUUCUCUUGACCGCGCGAAUAUGGCUGGCCUCAUUUUGGCUGAUUCGCUUAUUGACCGAAAUCUUGGCACGCGACCCAUCACCUUCGUGGGAUAUUCUCUUGGGUCUAGGGUCAUUUUUGCCUGUCUCAAAGAACUUGCUAGGAAAGGGGCUUAUGGUCUUGUUCAAAAUGUCUAUCUCUUCGGUUCGCCAAUCGUUGCCAAGAGAGAUGAGUACUUGAAGGCUCGAUCUGUGGUUGCUGGAAGAUUUGUCAACGGUUACGCCAGGAAUGAUUGGAUUCUGGGCUACCUAUUCCGUUUGACAAGUGGUGGUAUCAGUCGAGUCGCAGGGCUUGCUCCUGUAGAAGAGAUUCCAGGACUAGAAAAUGUCGAUGUCACAGACCUUGUGCCAGGUCAUAUGGCAUACCGGACAGCAAUGCCCAAGCUUCUUCGCGAAGUUGGUUGGCUAGUGGAAAGCGAUGAGUUCACCGAGAUCGAGGAUCCAGAUCCUGAAAACCACGCACAGCGCCAGCGAGAACUCAUCAACGAGAUCGAAGAGGCUCGAAAAGAACUUGAAAAGAAAGAGAAAGAAAAGGAGUCGAAGGGAAAAUUUGGCUUCUUCAGCCGGAAGAAGAAGAAUGUGGUUGAACGUAAAGAAUGGGAGACAUAUGAAGAAUCCAAAGGGGAGCCGGUGUCUACCCGAACCGAAGAUGGCCAAGGCAAUAACCACGGUGUUCUCUUUGAUGUUGACGCCAUCCGUGCUGAGCUUGCGAGCGAACACAUGGAGGUGAAAGAGCUCAAAUCUACGCUCCCUCCUAUGAAGCUCGAUUUGAGCUCUCCUUCCUUAAGUCCUGCUCAUCCCCGUACUUCCUUAAGGGAGACGCAGUCAUAUGAUGGCUCUUCGAUGCUCAAAGUCAGCAAACCUUCGCCAGCUGCCUCGCCUCGCCAGUCCAGUAGCGAGUGGAUUCCAUCAAGCAGAUCACCUCCAGUCUACGCAGCAGAAGAGGAAGAAAUUCAGAUGACAUUCGACACUGCCUACCGCUCUCCUCCCCCUUCAGCUGGAACUUCUAGCAAUCACCUUCCUCUUCGCGCACCAUCCCCUCUCAAUCCACCUACGCCAGAACCCACAGAUCGAGCUGCGACAUUGCAAAGACCAGAAUUGAAGAGCAGUAGUACGCUGCCGGCUACCCUCGCUCCCAUGGAUUUUUCGCAUAAUGCCUGGGCUGAUGAUGAUGAUGAUUUUGGCACGGAGAAAGAUGUUCAGAUGACUUUUGCAUAGACAAUUCCUGUUGUCUUUGAUACACAACCUAAUUUAUAUGUCCCCGUCCAUAUAUGCGGGGCUUCUGGAUCUAUCGACGGUUCUUGGUGAUGGGGAGUCCAUGCACGAUGGUUGCAAUCAUUUGUAAUUGGCGCUUGCAAUGGCAGUGAGUUUUGCACGUAUGCUGCAUAUGAUUUCGGUGGGCAGGGUCCGCGUUUCCCCACUUGGCCAUUUAAUACUUGAGUUUCUGAAAGACAGCAUUGCAUGGCAUGGUUUUGCGAGCAGCGUUGCAUGGAAUGGCGGCGAGAUUCUGUUUCACUUGAGUGCUCUUCAUAUUUUCAAUGUUUAUUCUCUUCCAGGCUGUACAUAUACAAGCAGCCUGUCGCUAUGGAAUGUAGUCUUCUGCUUGUUG
Molecule: messenger RNA, 4171 nt
Organism: Cadophora gregata
Lineage: Eukaryota; Fungi; Ascomycota; Leotiomycetes; Helotiales; Ploettnerulaceae
Exons: 2
Coding region: 232-3780 (1182 amino acids)
Source: RefSeq, a predicted model, not a curated record